Messenger RNA from Prunus mume (Japanese apricot), 1105 nucleotides. NCBI's taxonomy places the organism in Eukaryota, Viridiplantae, Streptophyta, Magnoliopsida, Rosales, Rosaceae. The record is from RefSeq and is a predicted model, not a curated record.
AGUGGCUGAUGGCUAUUGGCAACUUGCGAUCGGUUACCGGUUGAGUGAAGUUGCUUGUAAACCGCGAAAAUGGCCAAGGCAGAGAGCAGCCUCCCAAACUCCAGAUGGUCUCUCAAAGGAAUGACUGCCCUCGUCACCGGUGGCACUCGUGGAAUUGGGUAUGCCGUGGUGGAAGAGCUAGCUGGGUUUGGUGCGGCUGUGCACACCUGUUCUCGGAACGAAGCGGAACUUCACAAGUGCCUAAAGGAAUGGGAGGCUAAGGGCUUUCUGGUCACUGGGUCUGUUUGUGAUGCCUCGUCUAAAACCGAGAGAGAAAAGCUCGUGCAGCAAGUGGCUUCUUCUUUCAAUGGCAAGCUCAACAUACUUGUAAACAAUGUUGGGACAAACAUCAGGAAGCCAACUACUGAGUACACUUCUGAAGAAUAUUCAAUAGUCAUGGCUACCAACUUAGAAUCCACAUACCAUCUUUCCCAACUUGCACAUCCUCUUUUGAGAGCAUCUGGAGCAGGAAGCAUUGUGUUUAUAUCCUCUGUUGCUGGCUUGGUGGGCAUAGGCUCUGGGACCAUUUAUGCAGCAAGUAAAGCUGCAAUUAAUCAGCUUACAAAAAACCUGGCUUGUGAAUGGGCAAAAGACAAUAUCAGGAGCAAUUCUGUUUGCCCUUGGUAUACCAGAACCUCACUUGUGGGACAUUUGUUGGGUAACAAGGAAUUUUUGGAAGAGAUAACCUCACGUACCCCUAUUGAUCGUGUCGCAGAACCUGAGGAGGUCUCAUCUCUGGUAGCCUUCCUCUGCCUACCUGCUGCUUCUUACAUCACUGGACAGAUUAUUUCUGUUGAUGGAGGAAUGACUGUGAACAGUUUUAACCCCAUUAGGCGGCCAUAUUGAUUUUUGAGCCCCUGUCUCUCACGUUCUUACGCCCAUGUUCUGUUAUGUUUUUAUGGUAUACAAUUGUCUUUAGUUUGUCAUUUUUUCAUGUAUUUUUCUGACCUCUCCCAGAUGCUCAGCCAGUGUUUUACCACUUAUUAAGCUGAACUCGGCAUCAUUUCCUUGUGAGAAACUUUUGAACAAAAAUUGUGGUCCUAUGUUGGGUCACGUUUUACUUGUA